Molecule: messenger RNA, 1301 nt
Organism: Asparagus officinalis (garden asparagus)
Lineage: Eukaryota; Viridiplantae; Streptophyta; Magnoliopsida; Asparagales; Asparagaceae
Product: bifunctional phosphatase IMPL2, chloroplastic-like
Exons: 9
Coding region: 50-1027 (325 amino acids)
Biological process (GO): L-histidine biosynthetic process
Molecular function (GO): histidinol-phosphatase activity
Source: RefSeq, a predicted model, not a curated record
UGUUUUUUACUUUCCCUCUCUAGAAUCUCUCCCUCUCUCUAGCUUUGCAAUGCACACCGCCUCUCACUCUCCCCUCAUCUCUCCACCUCCUCAUUCCCUGACCCCCAAUCGGAUCCGGGCCCCAACCCAUGUCCGAUUCGGGCUCCGACCCGUCAGCAUCCGCUCCAAGGGUCCAAUUAGGGUUUCGUCUCCUUCGUCAACGUCGAGUCCGAUGGAAGCGACGGAGGAGGAGGUGGAUGGGUUCGUGGCGGUGGCGAACAAGGUCGCCGACGCCGCCGGCGAGGUCAUCCGCAAGUACUUCCGCCAGAAAUUCGAUAUCCUCGAUAAGGACGAUCUCAGUCCAGUGACGAUUGCUGAUCGCAAUGCAGAGGAGUCUAUGGUCUCUAUUAUAUUGGAAAAAUUUCCUUCUCAUGCCAUUUUUGGGGAGGAAAAUGGUUGGAGGUGUAAGGAGGAAUCUGCUGAUUAUGUUUGGGUUUUGGACCCUAUUGACGGAACUAAGAGUUUCAUUACCGGAAAACCUUUGUUCGGUACUCUGAUCGCCCUUUUGCAUAAAGGCAAACCGACUAUUGGCAUCAUUGACCAACCUAUUCUAAAGGAAAGAUGGAUUGGGAUGACUGGAAGAAGAACUACAUUGAAUGGACGAGAAGUUUCUACACGACCCUGUAGCAAACUUUCCGAAGCCUAUAUGUAUACUACAAGUCCACAUCUCUUCAAUGGGGAGGCUGAAGAGGCUUUUAUUCGCGUCAGGAAUGAGGUGAAAGUACCACUGUAUGGCUGUGACUGUUAUGCCUAUGCGCUUCUGGCUUCUGGUUUUGUGGAUCUUGUCAUUGAAUCAGGACUUAAGCCCUAUGAUUUUCUUUCUCUGGUACCGGUAAUUGAAGGUGCUGGUGGAUCAAUCACAGACUGGAAAGGAAAUAAUCUUAAAUGGGAGGCAUCUUCUAAUUCAAGUGCAACGAGUUUUAAUGUGGCAGCAGCUGGAGAUCCUGAGCUGCAUAAAAAGGCAUUGGAGAUGCUGCAGUGGAAAUAAAGUGCUGGCUACUGGUUAUAACUGAGAAUUAGCGCGGGAUGUAAUCUGCAAGAUUAAGGGAGCAGGGUGAAAAAAAUGUUGCAAGCAACUUUUGUGAAGAUGUUGUUGUACAAUGUUAUUUAUGAUUUAGAAGAAAAAAUUUGCAGGCAGAGCAUUUGUUAUCGACAAUCAGCGAGGAAAAUGUUGAGUUGAGAGGAUAAUUUGACGUGUAAAAUUUCGAGUCUAUAAUAUUUGGAAUUUAGAUUUAAUGAUCAUUUAGUCGAAUAAUUUCUUA